ACAGCGAAAAGGUUGCUUUCCCUUUAUCAGUUUCGUUUCCUCAUCGCUCGCAACAGGUUUGUGUGUGGCUCCUUCCGGACGCUGUUCAAUCAUCUUUUUGGAAUCUUUCAUCAUCCAUCCCUUGAGUGACUGCCAUUUCGUGCAAAUAUUCCACGCGUAAUUCGGUUGAGGUGUAAAUUUUUGUUAAAUCUCGUAAAACAUGGCAACCUUGAAGCAGUACUCCUACGCCGAAGUGGCAAAGCACAACACUCCCGCGGACCUGUGGAUGGUCAUCGACGACAAAGUGUACGACGUCACCAAAUUCCAAACCGAGCACCCCGGUGGAGAGGAAGUACUGAUUGAGAUGGCCGGAAAGGAUGCCACCAAUGAGUUCAACGAUGUUGGCCACAGUACCGAUGCGAAGGCACAAAUGAAACAAUUCGUUGUGGGCGAAAUCAUUGAAGCCGAGCGGAAAAAGAAUGCUCCGAAGCAAGACUGGCAGCAAACGGCAAUUAUUGCCGGAUCAGCGUUGGCCCUUGGUCUUGGAUUGGUAUUACUCUAUAGAGCCUUGAAGAAGUAAAUAUUUCAUUGUUGAAUAGUAUUAUGCAAUGCAUUUUCAUCGAGGACCAUACCAGUGGAUGAUACAUUGAAAAAAAAAGAAGCACAAUAAAUGUUAUAUUAGUUAUAGGUUGAUGUUGGUACUGAUAUAGCUUGAUAAUACGUACAGCAAUGUGAUUCCAACGUCUUGCUUUAGGUACUAUUGAUAUUUUAUUAGUAUGAUCGAGCAAAAUGCAUGAAUCUAUGAAAAUAAAAUCCGGUUGAAUUAA
This is a messenger RNA of Aedes albopictus (Asian tiger mosquito), 806 nucleotides long. Its product is annotated as cytochrome b5. Bases 200 to 559 code for a protein of 119 amino acids. Gene Ontology annotation, molecular function: heme binding. The record is from RefSeq and is a predicted model, not a curated record. Lineage: Eukaryota; Metazoa; Arthropoda; Insecta; Diptera; Culicidae. Gene Ontology annotation, cellular component: intracellular membrane-bounded organelle; membrane. The transcript is spliced from 4 exons.